Messenger RNA from Paramecium pentaurelia, 1030 nucleotides. NCBI's taxonomy places the organism in Eukaryota, Ciliophora, Oligohymenophorea, Peniculida, Parameciidae. The record is from the annotation of a GenBank genome assembly.
AUGAGUUGUAUUUCUGUUCAGAAACAUGUCAAUUAUGGUGAAGUGAUUCUAAUAGUUGGAGAUUGUCAUAAGAUAUAAUGGAAUGUAUAGAAUGGAAUUCAAAUGCAAUGGAAUUAAGAUGAUAUCUGGAGUGUGACACUGGACUCUUGUUGUUUACCAAUGAAUUAUCGUUAUGUAGUUGUUAAGUAAGACAACAGAUAGAUUGUAGAAUGGGAAGAUGGAAUCAAUAGAGUGUUCAAUUCCCAUUAAGAUGUUUAAGAUAUUUGGGGUCAUUUACGAAUUACUCUUAAAUUCAUGAAUUAUCUACAUUCUAACAUAACACUUAAUCUGUAUACCUAAAAUGGUAGACAUAAGAUUCCUUUCAAUAGAAUUGAGGGUGAAUGCAUAUCUACUUUUCAAAUCCCAAAUAAAUCUAUUCAUUAAUUGGCUUAUAAAUACCAAUCUAAUGAAAAGUGGGAGAGAGGUGGUGUUCGUAUGAUUAAUACCCAUCCAAUAAUCAAUAAUGUGAUUCAUGUGAUUGAUUAAGGUGUUGAUUUCAAUCUUAAUUAUAAUCGUAUUUUUGAAAACCUAUACGUUGGUUCAUUUAUUUAUAUAGAGUAAUUAUAAUUAUUAAUAUAAUAGUGAAAUCCGCAUUCUAUAAGAUAUGGGUGUAAAUGCUAUUCUCAACUUGUAGACUGUUGAAGAUCUAAUAAACAAGGAUUUGUCUGAAGAUUAUUUCGAUGAACUUCAAUCUCAAAGCUAAUCUCUUGGUAUCAUCUAUAUACAAUGUCCAAUAAAAGAUUGUAAUAAAAGAUCCUAUCUAUAAAAUGGAAUUCAUGCUUAUUAGAUCCUCAGGAAAUUGUUGGAUCAAGGUAAAUGUGUGUAUAUUCAUUGCACUGAUGGGAUUCAAAGGAGUGUUUAAACUAUUAUACUAUAUAUGGUGUAGGAUUUGAAUUACUCUCUCGAAUAGGCAAUCGAAUUAGUUCAAGUAAUUAGACCAAGAUCGAAACCUAUUCGUGAAGUAUUAUAAAAGCUCCUUAAUCUUUGAUAU